CUUUCAGGAGCUGACAGGAGUCACCAGCAGAGUCAAAGAACUAAACAACUUAACUCAGUCAAACUCUCAAAGAUGAAGACAUUCAGUGUUGCAGUCACAGUGGCCGUCGUGCUCGUCUUUAUUUGUAUCCAGCAGAGCUCUGCCACCUUUCCUGAGGUACAAGAGCUGGAGGAGGCAGUGAGCAAUGACAAUGCAGCUGCUGAACAUCAGGAGACAUCAGUGGACUCGUGGAUGAUGCCAUACAACAGACAGAAGCGUGGCUUUAAGUGCAAGUUCUGCUGCGGCUGCUGCAGCCCUGGUGUCUGUGGACUUUGCUGCAGAUUCUGAGGAUUCCUGCUCCAACAACCAUCAAAUAUUCAUUUGUUUUGCCUUUUGUCUUAAAGUUCAUUGAACUAUAUACAUAUUUCUGGUAGAGCAUGUGAUAGUUUAAUGGUGUUACUCAUGUGUUCAUGGUGUAGUUAAGUGUUCAGAGAUGUGACUGUAUCACCCACAUAUUUUCUCUGUUAAGGUGUAUUUUCAAUAAAUGCCAAUGCUCCUUUGA
This is a messenger RNA of Hippoglossus stenolepis (Pacific halibut), 541 nucleotides long. RefSeq names its product hepcidin-like. Gene Ontology annotation, cellular component: extracellular region. The coding region runs from base 73 to 327 and encodes 84 amino acids. Lineage: Eukaryota; Metazoa; Chordata; Actinopteri; Pleuronectiformes; Pleuronectidae. The transcript has 3 exons. Gene Ontology annotation, biological process: intracellular iron ion homeostasis; defense response to bacterium. The record is from RefSeq and is a predicted model, not a curated record.